ACCACUCUUAUCUCAUUUCAGAAAUUGAGAAUGUUUUUACCAAGAUGAUAUUUUUAGCUUUAAUCUCUGUAUUUCUGGAACUAAAAGCAGCAGGAGCAGAAAACUGUGGUUGGCCUGGACGCCCCCAUGCUGGUCAACUGGUUGUAAAGAGGGAGGGAUUCCUUCUCCCUCCUGCUCCGCCUCCUGAGUCCCACCCGCCCGGAGACAGUGUUGAGUACUCCUGUCCUGCUCCAGGACAUGCUCUGUUUGGACCCAGGAUACGAACCUGCAGAGAAGACGGAGUUUGGUCUCCGUCCUUACCAUUCUGCGGACGGAAUCAAGGACGGAGUGGAUCCGCUGCUCAUUCUUCAACUCUAUGGUCCUAUGGAGCAGAUCUCGGGAUAGACGGAGAUACUUCUACAUGCGCCUGGACUAACAAAGAAGAUAAACAGCGAUGGUGGCAGCUGAAGCUGGCUGAACCAGCAGAUAUACUUGGAGUCAGAUUAAAUCUCAAGAAAGAAAACCUGCAAGCUCUGACAGUUUUCAUCAUAGAAACUCUGCCCAACAACAGAACUGUUUAUAAAACCUGCGGACACUACAACAACUCUCUACCUAGGGAACCCAGAGUAUUAAACUCAAACCUAGAGAACAGUCUGUUCAAGGGGCAGGAAAAGCACCAGGAGAAGGUUGUGGAGACGGAUAUUGUUGUCGAGGUUCCCUGCUCCAGGCACUCAGAUACAUUCGGUGACAAUAUACUGUUGAGAGAUGAUAGAAAGAAUCCACAAUAUUUUACUCUUUGUGAAAUAGAAGUUUUCUCUCAGGAGGAUACAGGUACAGGUACAGGUACAGGUACAGGUACAGGUACAGGUACAGGUACAGGUACAGGUACAGGUACAGGUACAGGUUACAGAACCCAUACAAGAAACUUUCAGGCACUCUAUUGUUUAUUUGUACUGAACUAAAUUACAU
This is a messenger RNA of Eurytemora carolleeae, 948 nucleotides long. RefSeq lists its product as uncharacterized. The transcript is spliced from 6 exons. The record is from RefSeq and is a predicted model, not a curated record. Lineage: Eukaryota; Metazoa; Arthropoda; Copepoda; Calanoida; Temoridae. Bases 45 to 941 code for a protein of 298 amino acids.